Molecule: messenger RNA, 410 nt
Organism: Hypoxylon fragiforme
Lineage: Eukaryota; Fungi; Ascomycota; Sordariomycetes; Xylariales; Hypoxylaceae
Exons: 1
Coding region: 51-314 (87 amino acids)
Source: RefSeq, a predicted model, not a curated record
ACAUCACCCCGCUACCAAGGAAAGAAAAUACCAAAUACUUGGCUAAACUCAUGGACACCGAGUUUGCAUCCGCCCUCUUAGAUACCGCUGUCGAAGAAACCGAGUACCUCCCCAUGUCGACAGUCAUCUUCACGGCGCUGUGCCUGAUUCCAGGCCUGUUCAUCGCCGUGAGCUCGUUCUGGGAGGGCGCGGAGACGUCGGCACACGAGUACGUGUUACGCGGCAUACGCUUCUUCGCCUAUGGCUUCGGAUACAUGGUGGUCGGCCUCGUGUCCUUCCCGCUGCUGAUCCUACACUAUGUCGACAAGUACUAGGGGUGCUGGUGGCUGGUGCUGGGAUCGCGGCAGAAGGCGGCGGGGGGGUUAGAUUUGGAGGAGGGGAAGGAGAAGGGACAGGUUGUGAGUGCCAAG